Molecule: messenger RNA, 2566 nt
Organism: Polypterus senegalus (gray bichir)
Lineage: Eukaryota; Metazoa; Chordata; Cladistia; Polypteriformes; Polypteridae
Product: UDP-GlcNAc:betaGal beta-1,3-N-acetylglucosaminyltransferase-like protein 1
Exons: 8
Coding region: 139-936 (265 amino acids)
Source: RefSeq, a predicted model, not a curated record
UAUAUUCCGUUUCGGAAGUGGCCAGCGCGUGUCGAACUGAAGCUGACAACACGCGGUUUUAGAGGAUUUUAACUCUCCUUUAUUUAUUCGGUAUAAUUAACACGUCUGUUGCUAACUUCAGCCCGAUUAGAAGCCCCAAUGUUGGAGAGCCGGGAGUCGAAUUGCGCUGUAGCGGACAACGAAGAUUGUUGUCGUUCUGCUAAGCGGUUUUGUCGGCGGCAUUGCGAAUCAAAGCAAGAAGUAAAAGACAACAGCGACGUGGACGUGUCCAUCAUACUUCCUGUUCAUAAUGCCGCCCAAUGGCUGGAUGCAUGUCUUCAGUCGAUUGCAGACCAAGACUUCCAGGGAACUAUGGAGCUGUCUGUCUUCUGUGAUGCCAACAAGGAUGAGUCGGAUUCAAUUAUUGAGAUGUGGAUUCCCAACCUGGAAAGCAGGGGCAUUGCUGUAGUAACUAGUGGACAUGCGUCUCCUCAACCAAAAGGAGUUGGCUAUGCUAAGAACCGAGCUGUGGCACAAAGUAGAGGGAAGUUCUUAUGCUUCAUGGAUGCUGAUGACGUGAUGAUGCCUCAGAGGGUGCGGCGCCAGUAUGAGGCAGCUUUGAAGUUUCCCGCUAGCAUUAUUGGCUGCUUAGUGAAAAGAGAACCAGAAGGUUCAACUGAGCGCUACACUCGUUGGAUUAACCAGAUGACCCAGGAGCAGCUUCUCACACAGAUUUAUACAUCCCAUGGACCAACAGUUAUCAUGCCAACUUGGUUCUGUGCAAGAAGCUGGUUUGACUUUAUUGGCAACUUCAAUGAAGGUGGUAAGGGCAUUCCAGAAGACCUCCUGUUUUUCUAUGAAAACAUUCGCAAAGGAGGUGGAGUACACCGAGUGGAUGAAUGUUUACUGAUGUACCGCUAUCACCAGCAGGCUGCCACACAUGCAGUCCAUGAGUAAGAAACUUGAGGGCUGGGGUUUCUGGGAGAAUGGGGGAACAAGUAUUAAAUAUUGAUAUGCCACCCAUUUGUAACACCUGGCACGGUGGAAAAACAUAGUUGGGGGUGUGCGCCAAAGGACAUUUGUGCUUGUAUCUUGUUAUUUGGCACAAGGAUUUAGGAAGUUUGGGGGAGGUGGGAGUCUAAAUGUGUAUGAAGUCUUCAAAAGAUUUGAUUUUUCAUAAAGCUUUUUAAAGUGCUAUCUCCUAAACUGUGGGGUAUGGUACGGUGGUAUUGUUGCUGGGGUUCAUGUAAUCGAGUCCUCCCUGCAUGGAGUUUGCAUGUGUCCUCCUGGGUUCCUCUGGGUGCUCCAAAGUCAUGUAAGUAGGUGUAUCGCUGAUGCUAAAUUGGCCUUAGUGCACACGUCUGUGUGUUCACCCUGCAAUGAGCUGUGGCGCCUCGUCCAGGAAUUGCUCCUGCCUUGCCAUCCUUUGCUUGCUGGCAUUGGCUCCAGUUUCCCCACGACCCUGCUCAGGGUAAGCGGUUUAGAACGAUGGAUAGAUGGUUAUCUUUAGAAAGCUGAUACGCUUUUAGUCACUGUUCAAACACGUCUUUCUCAUUGUGAUAAAUCUGUAUAAAAUCAGAGUUUCUGCUCUGGCACUAGAAGUAAUUGGUGUUUAAUAUUUGAUUUCCUGAAGGUAAAAAAUAAGCUGGAGUGGAUUUGCAUAUUAUUUGAAUUUGAGCAAGUUAUCAGAGGUUACACACUCCGGCACUUGCCUAAAUGCCAGAGGGCACUCCUUUGAUUCAGAUUUUGUUUUAUGGUAAAAAAAAAAAAAAAAAGUUUUUAUUACAAUCACAAAAUUAUAAAUCUAAAUAGAUCUACAUGUGCUUCCUCCGUCUGCAUUUUUCUUGAUUUGAUUUUUAGUCAUUUAUACUGAGCAGCGUCCCCAAGAGACUGUCACUCAAGAUAAGGAUGAGACAGUUUUGAAACGUAACAGCAUUGUCACACCCAGACGUUACAGUUAAGUGACGGUGCCUUCCUACGAGAUUAUACAACUGUUGAGCCCUACUAUAAAGAGAGAUGGAGAAGCUUUUAAGUAGGUUUGUAAAUGAUGUGUUCAUUUAUUGUCAGUUAUGAGUUGCUGUAUGAAUAGCAUAACUAAAAAUUGUUAAAAAUAGCCAAAGCUACUAACUCUGUCUGGUCAUGUCUGCCUUUUUUAUCUCUGUCAUUGAGUUUGGUUUUCUUUUCAGCAUUUGAAUUAAAUUGUAGACUUCUGUUUUUAUCUUCUCUGUUGCACCUUAUGGUUUUACAUGUGCAUUAUGUGUGCUUUUAUGCUUUUACAUGUAUACAAAUGGGUUCACCCCUUGGCAGUUUUCACAUAUUUUUAUAUACCAUUCAUUCACAGUGGAUUUAAUGUGGCUUUACUGACGCUGAUCAACAGAAAGACUCACUAAUGUCAAAGUGGAAACAGGUCUCGGCAAAAGGGGUGUAAAUUAAUUACAAACAUAUAACACUCAAUCAUUGAUCACAUACAUAUUCACCCCUUCAAGCCAUUGUUUAGUAGAUGACAGCCUUGAUUCUCAGUGUGCUCAGGUUUCUCUCUAUCAGUUCUAUCCACUUCUUUGCUCAGUCAGGUAUUCCUGUGUAGCUU